AUGGCAACAUUGUAGCUAAAUUGACACCGAACGGUGAGGUAGGCUCUUUUUCUGUUUUCAGUCCUUAUUUAUCGUGAAAAUUACGCGAUUUUCGUGACAAUUUGUUGCCGAUUACACCAUUUUAAUGCCUAUAAUUUACUGAGGGCAGCGUAUAGCGGAGGGCUGUAUCGGCGCAGUGAUAACAACAGCGAUGGUAAUGGCGGGGACCCCGUCACCGCAGAGCGUUGGCCGCGAGUUUGUCCGCCAGUACUACACGCUGCUCAACGAGGCGCCCGCCCAUCUGCAUAGAUUCUACAACAACUACUCGUCGUUCGUGCACGGCGGUCUGGACGCACCCAAUCGUGAGACGCUGCCCGUCAUCGGUCAGAAGCAGAUACACAACCGCAUCCAGCAGCUCAAUUUCCGCGACUGCCAUGCUAAGAUCAGCCAGGUGGACGCGCAGGCCACUCUGGGCAACGGGGUAGUGGUGCAAGUGACGGGCGAGCUGUCAAACGGCGGGGCGCCUAUGCGUCGCUUCACACAGACCUUCGUGCUGGCCGCGCAGUCGCCCAAGAAGUAUUACGUGCGCAACGACAUCUUCCGCUACCAGGACAUUGUGUUCUCGGACGAGGAGGGCGAGGGCUCGGGCCGUUCAGAGGGCGAGGAGGAGGAGGGAGUGGCGGCGGGCGGGUACUUCCCCCCCGCGCCUAACUUCCCCGCGCCGUUCCCCGCGCCUCCCGCCCCGCCGCACGCGCCCAUGCUGUCGCCACCCGCGCCCGCACCACCCGUCGCGCCCACGUCGCCCGGCCCGCAGCCCGGCGCACCGCACCUGAACGGCCACCCGCAACACGACGACGCCGCGCGGCACCUCGUGCAAGCCAUGCAGGGGAGCACGAUCUCGAGCGGUGCUUCAGUGGGCGCCAACACCAGCGUUGGGUCUGUGGAGCUCGAGGAGGCGGUACUAGAGCCCGAGCCGGAAGCCGAGCCCGAGCGCGAGCCGUCGCCUCCGCCACAGCCCACUACACCGGUGGCGCCGGAGCCCAAGACUUACGCCAAUCUUCUCAAGUCGGGCUCCUCCAGCGGUGCGGGCGCCCCCCGCGGCUCUCCCCCCGCGCAGCUCGCACCCCCCGCGCCCGCCGCGUACCCCCCGCAGCCCCCGCCCGCGCAGCACGAGCCGAGACCCCGCCCGCCGCGCAACCCGCAACCACCGCAGCAAACAGGCCCGGGCGCGGAGAGCGCGCGGCGCUACUCGGACGCGCAGCAGCUGUUCCUGGGCAACCUGCCGCACUCGGCCACCGAGGAGGAGCUGCGUGCGCUGUUCGCGCGCUUCGGGCCCGUGGCCGAGCUGCGCGUGCACAGCAAGCCCGCGGCGCCAGGCGCGGCACGCCACCCCAACUACGGCUUCAUCACGUACGAGAGCGCGCAGGCCGCCGCAGACUGCCUCAACGCCGCGCCCCUGUACUUCCCGGCGGAGGGCGGCGAGGGCGCAGGUGUGAAGUUGAACGUGGAGGAGAAAAAGAUGCGAGGCCGCGAGCCGCCGCGUCGCCGCCCGCUGUCAUCACACCGCGCCGCCUUCCAACCGCGCCAGCCCUACCGUCGCUAGCGCCCGACCGUACCAGAGUUGUUCCUGGCACUGCCCCGCGGCGCCGGACUCUUUCUCCGCCCGUGGCACUACUCGCGGGCCGUCACUUACAUUAAGCUCUACCACCACACCGCCCGAGGCGGCACCCAAGUCUAAUAAAUUACUACUAUUGUAAACCCUUCGACACACCAAACGCGGGACGGAAGCUUUGCGGGACUACCACGAUAAAAAGGCUACCCUUCCAUCAAAGAUGUGCGAUUUUGCUUAGCGAGCGAUGUGUUUCCAGCCAAUUGGUGAGCUAUUGAAAUCCAGCAAUAUAAAUAUUAGUGAGUUUUAAACAUAUCCUUCGCAAAAAUUUCUCGCACGUCUUUGGGGCAAAGGUCGUCUACACACGGACUUGAUGUGCUAGAGAACAACAGAUUAAUAGCAUUUAAAAAAAGGAACUUGCAGACUUGUUUUUUUUUUAAAUCUUAAUCACUGAAUUCGAAAUUCGAAUUUGUGUAAAUAAAUGCUGAACAAGCGCGUUUUCAUUGCGUAAUAUCAUCUCUGGGAAAAGCGUUGCUUUCUAGCAUGCAGAGUGCAAAAACAGGGUUAAAACUCUGUAUGUGCUUACAUAGCUCUCACAGAGUGUUAACCCUUCAUGGUUAGUCUCAGUACAAUAAGCUUUGAGCCUUCGAGUAAUAAUGUAGUUCGUGUUUCAGACGACAUAGCAGAGUCGCUAUGCUGUCCAAUUGUCUGAAAGUGUCAAUAACUUUAUUAAUUAUCGGACAUUAAGAAAAUAACAGUUUCUCAAGAAUCGGUCAGUCAUAAUAACGAUCUUGAUAGUCUGUUAUUAUCUCAAUAUCGGUUUAUUAAUGCAGGCCUUACCCACUUAUCACGCCCGUGU
Messenger RNA from Pararge aegeria (speckled wood butterfly), 2447 nucleotides. RefSeq names its product ras GTPase-activating protein-binding protein 2 (gene rin). Gene Ontology annotation, cellular component: cytosol; ribonucleoprotein complex. Lineage: Eukaryota; Metazoa; Arthropoda; Insecta; Lepidoptera; Nymphalidae. The transcript has 10 exons. The coding region runs from base 191 to 1582 and encodes 463 amino acids. The record is from RefSeq and is a predicted model, not a curated record. Gene Ontology annotation, molecular function: mRNA binding.